Misgurnus anguillicaudatus (oriental weatherfish) is the source of this 2165-nucleotide messenger RNA. The record is from RefSeq and is a predicted model, not a curated record. NCBI's taxonomy places the organism in Eukaryota, Metazoa, Chordata, Actinopteri, Cypriniformes, Cobitidae.
UUUUUACACAAAUUCUGGACUUAUCUUCAGGAAUAAGAAAUGUAUGUUGUCCCGGUGUUGUACAGUGGCACAGCGGUUUCUUAUAACGGAAAAACAAAGACCGCGAGCCGCAAAAGUUUUCGCGAAUUUAAAGUCUCUUUACAACAGAUGGCCCAGAGCCUAGUCCCAUAGACUGACAGAGCAGCACAGAGAUGGAUGGUGCUUGGGACAUUGCAUGUGUGCUCUUCCACGUGUGGCUGUUUAUUGUGGUGGGGCUCAUCGUGUUACCUGCCAUGUUUGGUGUGUCCCUGGGGUUCACGGAUCUUUAUAUCAAGGUGCUGGUUAAAACAUUGGAGUGGGCCACACUCCGAAUCCAAAGAGGGCAGAAGGAACAGACCACGUUGCCUUCACAGUCUGCCAAUGGGAUCAUCGAGAAGGACGACGGCUCUAUGGAGGAGGAGAUCGGGGAACUGCGGCGGUCCCAUCCCAAAUCUGUGGCAGGCGAUUUUACCCUGUGUGACGUCUUCUACUUCUGUAAGAAAGGCAUUGAGAACAUCGUGGAGGAUCAGGUGACUCAGCGCUUCACGUCAGAGGAACUGGCUUCCUGGAAUCUCCUCACCAGAACCAACAACAACUUCCGUUACAUCAGCGUGCGGGUGACCAUCAUAUGGGGCCUGGGAGUUUUUAUACGCUACUGUAUACUGCUGCCUCUCAGGAUCACUUUGGCUGCUAUUGGAUUGAGUUGGUUGGUGAUAGGAACUACUCUUGUUGGAUCGCUCCCUAACAGCAAUGUGAAGAACUACCUCAGUGAUCUGGUUCAUAUUACCUGCUACAGAAUAUGUGCCAGAGGCCUGUCAGCCACUAUCCGCUAUCACAACAAAGAGAAUCGCCCCAAAAAAGGAGGUAUCUGUGUUGCCAACCACACCUCCCCCAUUGACAUAGUCAUUUUGGCAAACGAUGGAUGUUAUGCUAUGGUGGGUCAGGUUCACGGAGGGCUGCUGGGGGUCAUCCAGAGAUCAAUCGUGAGAUCUUGUCCCCACGUGUGGUUUGAGAGAUCAGAAAUGAAAGAUCGCCACGCGGUUGCCAAAAGGUUAAAAGAUCACAUCGCAGAUAAAACCAAAUUGCCAAUCCUGAUCUUCCCAGAGGGAACUUGCAUUAAUAAUACAUCGGUCAUGAUGUUUAAGAAGGGAAGCUUUGAAAUUGGUGGAACAAUAUACCCAGUAGCGAUUAAGUAUGACCCUCAGUUUGGAGAUGCCUUCUGGAACAGUGCCAAGUACAACAUGGUGAGCUACCUCCUCCGAAUGAUGACAAGCUGGGCCAUCGUGUGCAACGUCUGGUAUCUCCCACCUAUGACUCGACAGGAUGGGGAGGAUGCUGUUCAUUUUGCAAACAGGGUAAAAUCUGCCAUAGCAAAUCAAGGAGGACUGGUGGAUCUGUCCUGGGAUGGAGGUUUGAAGAGAGCAAAAGUAAAAGACUCAUAUAAGGAGGAGCAGCAGAAGAUAUACAGCAGUAUUAUCGUGGGCUCAGACUGUCACGAGACCUCUAGCGACCGAAAGAAAUGGAUUACCAGGAAUGUACACGGUCCAGAUGAAAAGGAUCUCAUCUUUCCCCGCAACUUUUCCAAUUUAUCAGGACUUGUUAUAUGAAGACAAAAGCUACGGUCAGACGGCGGAGCAGGGAAGCGGCUCGAGCGGAUUGUACACGGAGCCGUGUAAGAAACGGCAACAAAGCAACAUAUCCGGCUGUGGCACGUUUUCAUGCUUUAUGAGCCACAGUUAUUAUCACACCUCCGUGAAACACACUGUGCAAGUUCAUCAAAUGAAUAAUGAAAUAAUGGUUGUGGUCCAUUAAUAGAAAAUGAUCUUGCCUCAUGAUUAAUUGCAUUAAACUUAUGAAAGUGUGUUUUUUUGUACAAAUCAAGAGGAGGAAAUGAUGGAUGAUGAAGACGCAUGAUGAAUGAAGAAAGGCUGUGAACUAAAUUGAAAGUGUACUCAUCCGUUUUCUCCUCAAAACUAAUGAUGAAUUGACCGUGUCAGAUUGAACAAUACACACUGAGCUUUAAACAUAAUCCCCAUUUGAAAGCAAGCAGGGCCACAGCAGGUACUUCUGCCUUAGGCACAUUUCCAAUCAAAGUUAUACUAAAGAGCAUGCAAAGUGAGAUGUUUUUCAAUUUUCGGUUUAUUGAU